CGCGCGACCAUUUGCGACUCGCGACCAAAAAGCGACCGAAGGCGACUGAUGUUCACACCGGCAAGCCCGGCUGAGCGCGACCCGCAAGUCGCAAUCCCGGAGAUUAUCGUUCUCAGCGAGAACUCUCGGAAUCUACGCAGUUCGCACGCGAUCCUCCGUUCGCGCGCUCUUCGCUCGUCUGCUGCCAUCUCCUCAGUUCGCGCGCUCUUCGAUCGUCUGCUGCCAUCAGUCAUGGAUUUUGACACGAGCGAAGAGGAAGACGUCGUCAGUGUGCUGAUGUGCUCAGCCGUGAUGUCAGCCCUGGCAGCGCGGAAGCCUCCGAAAAAAAAGCGACGCUGGUGGGUGCGCCCGUGCCUCCGUUCCCGAGAUGUGGCCGGUCACGCAAGCCGCCUCCUGCCCGAACUCCGCGCGCAUGACGAGGAGUAUUAUCGAGACUUCCUUCGAAUGCCGCCCAGCACAUUCGACGCGUUGCUGGAAUUGCUGCGCCCCAGCAUCACGAAGGAAAACACCAACUACAGGCCUGCAGUCUCGGCUCAUGAUCGCCUAGCCAUGACCGUCAGGUUCUUGGCUACAGGAGAAACACAGCGGGACAUGUCAUACAACUUCCUGGUGGCCAGGUCGACUAUAUGCGGCAUUGUCUCAUCGGUGUCCGAGGCUCUGUGGACGGUGUUGAAGCCACUCUAUCUUCAGCAUCCGCAAGGCGCUGAUGAAUGGCUCAAGGUAUCCGCAGAGUUUGUGGAGCGGUGGAACAUGCCACACUGCGUCGGGGCCAUUGACGGGAAACACGUGAUCGUCGAGUGCCCCGCGAAUUCUGGAACCCUUGACCACAACUACAAGGGUUCCUUCAGCAAAUCGCUCCUUGCUGUCUGCGAUGCACAAUACAGGUUCCUGUACGUGGAAAUUGGCCACAGCGGCAGCGAGAGUGACGGCGGCAUUUUUUCGAGGUCCACCCUGCAGAAAGAGAUUGCCGGAGGGACACUAGGGCUGCCACCGCCAAGACAUGUUGGGAGUGAGGGGCUUCUCCCUUACUUCGUUGGUGGCGAUGAGGCCUUCCCGCUGAAGGAGUACAUGAUGCGGCCAUACCCAAGACGGACACUGCAUGAAGACUCAUGCGAGAUACACAAGCGGCGAGUGUUCAACUACCGCUUGAGCAGGGCCCGGCGAGUCAUUCAAAACGCCUUUGGGAUCCUGGCACAACGGUGGAGAAUUCUGCGGCGACCGUUUAAAGCGAAAACCGACAACAUAAUUAGAUAUGUGGGAGCCUGUAUAGUGCUGCACAAUUUUUUGAUGAAGCAGUCGGCAGCCUCUUCUGCUGCAUACUGCCCGCCAGGUUCUGCCGACAGCGAGGACUGGGAAGGACGACUUUCUCCUGGCAGCUGGAGGCAGGAGGAAUCAGCCGGUGGUAUCCUCUUGCCAUCAAAGUCUUCUGGGUGUCACGCUGCUCGGUAUGCAAAAGAAGUUCGGGACAAGCUGGCACACCACUUCGUCACAGCCGGCCAAGUUCCCUGGCAAGAUAAAGUGGUCUCCAGUACUUGAACUGCACAAGGUGC
Molecule: messenger RNA, 1550 nt
Organism: Dermacentor andersoni
Lineage: Eukaryota; Metazoa; Arthropoda; Arachnida; Ixodida; Ixodidae
Source: RefSeq, a predicted model, not a curated record